AUGGAUUACAAGAAUUUAUUCAACGUUGAAAAUAAGGUUGUUUUGGUGACCGGUGGCUCUCGAGGUAUUGGUGAAAUGAUUGCUACUGGCUUUGUUUCAGCAGGCGCCAAAGUGUAUAUCUCUAGUCGCUCCGUGGAGGCAUGCGAGAAGGUAGCAACUGAAUUAAAUGCCAAAGGUCCUGGAAAAUGUAUUUCAUUACCUGCAGAUCUUCAAAAGGCGGAUGAGGUAAAACGUUUGGUGCAAGAGCUAUCAGAGAAAGAGGAUCAUUUGGAUGUGUUGGUCAAUAAUGCUGGCGCUACGUGGGGCGAGAGUUUUGUUGAUUUUCCUGAUGAAGCAUUCGAUAAAGUCCUAACACUGAACUUGAAGCGAGUUUUUACUCUAACACAAGCUUGCUUUAACUUGCUAUCUGCAAGAGCAUCUACAGAAAAUCCUUCUUCGGUCAUCAACAUUGGUUCAGUUGAUGGCAUUAGAACGCCUGCACAAGAAACCUAUGCUUAUUCUGCUUCAAAGGCUGGUCUUCAUCAUCUAUCAAGACAUUUGGCUGGUCGCUUAGGCUAUGAUGGGAUUACAGUAAAUACCAUCGCUCCUGGACCAUUUCAAUCCAAGAUGAUGAAGGCUACAUUGGAUGCAUUUGGUGAUAUCAUUGUAGCCAAAGUUCCUGUCUCAAGAAUUGGCAGUGCUGAAGAUAUCGCUGGUACUUGCAUAUAUCUUUCUUCGCGCGCGGGUCAGUAUACCAAUGGUGCCCUGAUUACUGUUGAUGGUGGCGUAACAGUCAACAAUUUUGCUUCAAGCCUUUGA
Messenger RNA from Mucor velutinosus, 798 nucleotides. RefSeq lists its product as uncharacterized. Gene Ontology annotation, molecular function: oxidoreductase activity. The transcript has 6 exons. The record is from RefSeq and is a predicted model, not a curated record. Lineage: Eukaryota; Fungi; Mucoromycota; Mucoromycetes; Mucorales; Mucoraceae. The coding region runs from base 1 to 798 and encodes 265 amino acids.